CAAAGUUUUGUUCGCCUCGUCUACUACCCAACAGUCAACUCCCAACUCUAUUACCUCCUAUUUAUCAUCACUUUUCCGAUGGAUUCCUUCGAGUCCUUGGAAACCCAUUCUACAGAGCUAGUACAUCAAAUCCAUCGGAGAAGCAUUGAGAUUCCUGCUUCCCUCAAGGCUGGAAUCUCUCAGUCUCGGAACACUCAAGGAUAUUUUGACCUGAUGCAGUGCUGAGGAUGCUUGGUUGAUGCUUGAGAACAAAAUCUGGUUUUGUCUUGACAUCGAACCUUAAAGCAUUUAUCAUGGGUGAUGAACUUGAGAAGCCGCUGCUUGCUCCUGAGAAUUUCAACCGAGAUGCAAUUGACCUGGAGCGCUUACCUUUGGAAGAAGUUUUUGAGCAAUUGAGAACAUCAGCAGGAGGACUUUCAUCAGAAGAUGCAGAAGUCCGUUUAAAGAUUUUUGGACCAAAUAAGCUUGAAGAAAAGCCAGAGAACAAAUUCUUGAAAUUUCUUAGUUUUAUGUGGAAUCCCUUGUCAUGGGUUAUGGAAGCUGCAGCAGUGAUGGCAAUUGUCCUUGCCAAUGGUGGAGGGCAGGGUCCUGAUUGGCAGGACUUUGUGGGGAUUAUCUGUCUAUUGAUCAUCAACUCAACAAUUAGUUUUAUAGAGGAAAAUAAUGCCGGUAAUGCAGCAGCAGCACUCAUGGCACGUUUAGCUCCAAAAACAAAGGUCCUUAGAGAUAGACAGUGGCAAGAAAAAGAUGCUGCUAUUCUAGUACCAGGAGAUAUAAUCAGCAUAAAGCUUGGUGAUAUCAUCCCUGCAGAUGCUCGCCUGCUUGAGGGGGACCCACUAAAAAUUGACCAGUCAGCUCUUACUGGAGAAUCUCUUCCUGUCACAAAGAGGACAGGAGAUGAAGUCUUUUCUGGUUCAACAUGUAAGCAUGGAGAAAUUGAAGCUGUUGUGAUAUCCACUGGAGUUCAUACUUUCUUUGGGAAGGCAGCACAUUUAGUUGAUUCCACUGAAGUUGUUGGGCAUUUCCAAAAGGUCCUUACUUCCAUCGGGAACUUCUGUAUUUGCUCAAUAGCUGUGGGAAUGAUUCUUGAAAUCAUUGUCAUGUUUCCUAUACAACAACGUUCAUAUAGAGAUGGUAUUAAUAACCUUCUUGUUCUCUUAAUUGGUGGAAUACCCAUAGCGAUGCCCACUGUAUUAUCUGUUACACUUGCAAUUGGUUCCCAUCGACUCUCUCAACAGGGUGCUAUAACAAAGCGGAUGACUGCAAUUGAAGAAAUGGCUGGAAUGGAUGUCCUCUGCAGUGAUAAAACUGGAACUCUUACUCUGAAUCGCCUCACUGUUGAUCGAAACCUCAUUGAGGUCUUUAAUAAAGACAUGGACAAAGACACUGUUAUCUUGCUUGCAGCAAGAGCUUCAAGAAUUGAAAACCAAGAUGCUAUUGAUACAGCCAUAGUUAGCAUGCUUUCUGAUCCUAAGGAGGCACGGGCAAACAUUACAGAAGUCCAUUUUCUUCCUUUCAAUCCUGUGGAUAAGAGGACAGCAAUUACAUACAUUGAUUCUGAUGGUAACUGGCAUCGAGCUAGCAAAGGGGCUCCUGAACAGAUUCUAAGUCUAUGCAAAGAAAAGGAAGAGAUUGCUCGAAAAGUGCAUUCAAUUAUUGACAAAUUUGCAGAAAGGGGGUUGCGGUCUCUUGCAAUUGCUUCUCAGGAAAUUCCUGAAAAGACGAAAGAGAGCCCUGGAGGUCCAUGGACAUUUUGUGGGCUAUUGCCAUUGUUUGAUCCGCCUAGACAUGACAGUGCAGAAACCAUUCGCAAAGCACUUAACUUGGGGGUCUGUGUCAAGAUGAUUACAGGUGAUCAAUUGGCAAUUGCAAAGGAGACAGGCCGACGUCUUGGCAUGGGAACAAAUAUGUAUCCCUCUUCAUCAUUGUUGGGCCGUGAUAGAGAUGAAAAUGAAGCUCUUCCUGUGGAUGAGCUCAUUGAAAAAGCUGAUGGAUUUGCUGGUGUAUUUCCUGAACACAAGUAUGAAAUUGUGAAAAUCCUUCAAGAAAAGAAGCACAUUUGUGGGAUGACUGGAGAUGGUGUGAAUGAUGCACCUGCUUUAAAGAAGGCAGAUAUUGGAAUAGCAGUAUCAGAUGCUACUGAUGCUGCAAGGAGUGCUGCUGAUUUAGUCUUAACUGAACCUGGUUUAAGUGUCAUCGUCAGUGCUGUCCUGACAAGCCGGGCUAUAUUCCAGAGAAUGAAGAACUAUACGAUUUAUGCCGUUUCCAUAACCAUUAGAAUUGUGCUUGGUUUUGUGCUCCUUGCAUUGAUCUGGGAGUAUGAUUUUCCACCCUUCAUGGUUCUAAUUAUAGCAAUACUGAAUGAUGGGACUAUCAUGACUAUUUCAAAAGACCGGGUGAAGCCUUCUCCCAGACCAGACAGUUGGAAACUCAAUGAGAUUUUUGCAACAGGCAUUGUCAUAGGAACUUACCUUGCGUUAGUUACUGUCUUAUUUUUCUGGGCUGUAAAAAGCACCACUUUCUUUGAGACCCACUUUCAUGUGAGGUCCCUAAGCAGCAGUACCGAAGAGAUCUCCUCUGCUGUAUAUCUGCAAGUCAGCAUCAUCAGCCAGGCUCUCAUAUUUGUUACUCGCAGUCAAAGUUGGUCUUUCAUGGAGAGGCCUGGGACUCUCCUUAUGUGUGCUUUUGUGGUGGCUCAACUGGUUGCUACUCUAAUUGCAGUCUAUGCACACAUCAACUUUGCUUCAAUCCGUGGCAUUGGAUGGGGUUGGGCUGGUAUCAUAUGGAUAUAUAGUGUGAUCUUCUACUUACCACUAGAUAUCAUCAAAUUCACUGUUCGUUAUGCUUUGAGUGGAGAAGCCUGGGACUUGUUGUUUGAGAGAAAGACGGCAUUUACUUCUAAAAAGGACUAUGGAAAGGAAGACAGGGAAGCCAAGUGGGUACUUUCUCAGAGAACACUAGAAGGGUUGAUACCUUCAGAAUUAGAGACCAAUGGGCGGCGGUCUUCUUUGAUUGCUGAACAGGCCAGACGCCGUGCUGAAAUAGCCAGGUUGGGGGAGUCGCAUACACUGAAAGGACAUAUGGAAUCAGUUAUGAGACUGAAGAAUUUGGACAUAAAUACGAUACGAACAUCUCAUACAAUCUGAAGUCAUGAAGAUUUUAUGGUUGGGGGAAAAGCUGUUUAGAUUGUCCGGUGCAGAUUUUGCAGAAAGUGGUCAAUACCGAUGGUAGAAAUGCCUCCGGUGAAGAUUACGAUAAUUGGAAAAAGAAAGAAAAAAAAUAGUCUGACAAUUGUCAUCGAUGAAUUAUAAUAGAAUGGUGUAGUGAUUACACAGCUAUGCUGUACAAUUCUUUUGCUUCAACAAAUUGUCGAGUGCAGUGGAGUUGGUUUUGUGCCGAUAACACAAUACUCUUUCGCUGUAGGCACGGGUACUUUUUCUCAUUCAACAUCUGCUACAAUUUUUGUAGAUGAUUAGACAUCUACUUUGAGAGUUGGCAUUCCUUUUACUGUCCAAAAAAAAUAUGUUUGUAAGGUUUUAACAUUUCAAAGAAAUAAACUUUGCUAUUUCUCCA
Messenger RNA from Nelumbo nucifera (sacred lotus), 3573 nucleotides. The record is from RefSeq and is a predicted model, not a curated record. NCBI's taxonomy places the organism in Eukaryota, Viridiplantae, Streptophyta, Magnoliopsida, Proteales, Nelumbonaceae.